UCUGUAGAGUCGCCCGACCAAGCCGGAGGUAACACGGGUAUUUGAACCGCCGACCCCCGUGUUGGUAGGUUAACGGAAUAGACCGCUACGCUACCCGGACCAUUUUAUAUCCAAGUGGGAGUCGUGUCACGCUGAUUAACAUGAUCACACACAAGCGCUGACCACGUGUCGUCAUGCCGUAAAGCGGUUCAUGACUCCAGAGACGCGGCAGCAGGCAGCAGCUUCCUCACAUUCCCAGAUGCAGAAAAGCCAAGGAUCUUCUGAAGCCACUGAGACUGGCCCCCUAGAGGACGACAUGGUAGACGGAGACCUGGGUGAUGGGAUGAGCAGCAGACAAGGGCUGAAUACCGCCAGGAAGAAGAGCCACAGUUUGAACGGCGGCUCUGCGGAGCACUGGCUGCCCAGAGAGGAGCUUUACAAGCGGGGCAAUAAAAGUGAUGUGAUCUUCUGUCUGACGCCUAAACAGGCUGCAGAGGGAAAGCAGAGUGCUCCUUGCUGGAGGCUGACUGGAGCAGAGUCCCUGGUUGACUUCUCCAAAGCUGAGCUGAGAGAACGACUACAGGAAGUAACAGAGGCUGCAGAAGUGAUGCAGUGUGAGUUAGAAGUGACCCGUCGUUACCUGGAGGGCAAAUAUGAAGCUCUGAAGAUCCUGCAGGGAAAAGCCAUCCUGGACAAAGCCACCAGUCACACAAAGAGCCUGCUCCACAAAAGUGAGGAGAGGGUGAAAGAUCUGGAGAAGGAGGUGAACAGCUUGCAGUGGGAGACCACCUUCAACCAGGUGCAGUUAAAGAAAUAUGAGCGGUCCUGGGAACAGAAAUACGACAGGAUUUCCACUGAGAACAAAGCUCUGAGUGACAGGCUGAAGGAGAAAACACAAGAGGUUCAAGAGCUGAGAACAGAAAAUGCUGGUCUAAGUCAACAGUGUUUCGAGCUCCUCUCCAUGCCGGGUGUUGCAGAGCAGAGGGGCCUCCAGAGCAGCGAGCUUGCAGGCCGUCGGGGUGCAGAAGGACCUGUAGUGGAGCUGGGCGUGUUGUUGGCGUGCCGGUGCCCCGGCGCCAGGCAGCCCUGCCUGUGUGCCAGGAGUGCUGCUGCCUGCAGGAAGCAGCUCCUCCAGCUCAGACAGGAGCUGGAUGCCCAACGGAGAAGAAAAGAGGAGGCGCAAAUGGUGGCUGAUGCAUUCCGCAUUGCCUUUGAACAGCAACUUGGGAAACAAAGGGACCACCUUCUUCUUUUGGCUGAGCCGCAUAUGACGACUUCCAUGUCAGCUGGUGCAUCUAACCCUGCAGCCAGUGUAGGCCAGAGAUUAAGAGGCAGGCUGCCCUCCAGCCUGCAGCUCAACGUGUCUGACAAGCCCAUGGACACUCUGCACAACCUGCUGGACUUGCUGAAUGACAAGGAGGAGGCUCUUGCACACCAGAGAAAGGUGAGCCUCAUGCUAGCCCGCCAUACUGAGGAGCUGGAGAAGCAACUGCAAACAUAUGCCAGGUGCCAGCAACAGCAGCCCUCAGUCUCCAAGUGUCAUCCCAAAGAUCUGGCAAACCUGGCAAACUCAAUGAGCCUACCACAGGAAGCAUCAGACUCCAGGCCCAAGUAGUCAUCGAUAGAAUUCAUGCUUCAGCCACAGCAGCCUGUCUUGGCCUCUGCAUGCUGUAAUGGUGGCAGUACAUUACAGUGGGGCAUGAGGAGAGCAUCAGCUGCAUUAAAUCUUGAUACCAGUGGUACUUUACUCUGUGACUUGGGCUGCACACCAGUUACACCACUGAUUAUCAACAUAAAAUUACAAUAAAUGUAACCCUUAAUCUAUGUUCUCACCCCUCCGGGUCACUUUCCAGAGGAACCUGCUGGAAUAGAGGAAGCAAAAACCGUGUAUUAUAUAUAUAUAAAUGGUAAAUGGACUGCAUUUUAUAUAGCGCUUUUCUAGUCUACUGACCACUCAAAGUGCUUUUUUACAAUGUAUGCUUCACAUUCACCUAUUCACACACACAUUCAUGCACUGAUGAAGCCAUUGAAACCCACCCAUAGAUGGACCAGUACAAAGGUCUGUCUUAAUGGGAUCACAGAAAGUUGAAUCAGUUCAUCUGGACACAACGUAUAACAACAUAGUAUAUGAAAUAAUUAAUGGAAUAAUGUGAUUGACUACAAAGGGAAAGCGAUGACUUCCUUUAGACAUGUCUGCGCACUUAAAAGAAAGGGUUUUUUAGGGAGUUGUUCCUUAUCUGAUGCAAGGGUCUAAGGACAGGAUGGUGUGCUGCUGUAAAGCCAGCCCCUUGAGGCAAAUUUGUAAUUUGUCAUAUUGGGCUAUACAAAUAAAAUUGACUCAACUUCCAGAGGGCUGAUUGGUGAGGGUGUGAACAUUCUGGAAGUUGUUUCAGGGCAGGGUAGGUGUGCAGCAUCAACUGCAGGGGCAAUGUACAAUCAGUGGUAACUUUGUAAGUUGCACCUUCCUUUUAGGAGGUGAGGCCUUUUUGCUUAUGAGAUAUGUGAUAUGUAUUAUAGAGCAAUAAAGUACCAACAAGUCAUUGAAA
Lampris incognitus (smalleye Pacific opah) is the source of this 2525-nucleotide messenger RNA. RefSeq names its product coiled-coil domain containing 125 (gene ccdc125). Gene Ontology annotation, cellular component: cytoplasm. The transcript has 12 exons. The coding region runs from base 191 to 1594 and encodes 467 amino acids. NCBI's taxonomy places the organism in Eukaryota, Metazoa, Chordata, Actinopteri, Lampriformes, Lampridae. The record is from RefSeq and is a predicted model, not a curated record. Gene Ontology annotation, biological process: negative regulation of Rho protein signal transduction; negative regulation of cell motility.